Molecule: messenger RNA, 4169 nt
Organism: Thunnus maccoyii (southern bluefin tuna)
Lineage: Eukaryota; Metazoa; Chordata; Actinopteri; Scombriformes; Scombridae
Gene: aars1
Product: alanyl-tRNA synthetase 1
Exons: 20
Coding region: 121-3021 (966 amino acids)
Biological process (GO): tRNA modification; alanyl-tRNA aminoacylation
Cellular component (GO): mitochondrion; cytoplasm
Molecular function (GO): alanine-tRNA ligase activity; nucleic acid binding; amino acid binding
Source: RefSeq, a predicted model, not a curated record
GAGUGCCAUUGACUCUGAGCUUUCUUUCUGGCUGAGCAGUAGCGUGGGCUCGCGGCGGUGUGUUUGGGAGCAGUAACUGAUUCAUUCUACGAGAAUAGCGAUUUCUAGAGCUGAAUCAGAAUGGACUCCACUUUGAGUGCAGCUCAAAUUCGUGAGAAGUUCAUCGACUUCUUCCGUCGCUAUGAGCACCAGUACGUCCACUCGUCAUCCACCAUCCCCCUGGAUGACCCCACGCUGCUUUUCGCCAACGCUGGCAUGAACCAGUUCAAGCCCAUCUUCCUCAACACCAUCGAUCCGUCCCACCCCAUGGCCAGGCUGCGUCGUGCUGCCAACACCCAAAAAUGUAUCCGUGCAGGAGGUAAACACAACGACCUGGACGAUGUGGGGAAAGAUGUCUACCACCACACCUUCUUCGAGAUGCUGGGGUCCUGGUCGUUUGGGGACUACUUUAAGCACCUGGCCUGUAAGAUGGCCUUGGAGCUGCUGACCCAGGAGUUUGGCAUUCCCAUUGACCGCCUGUAUGUCACCUACUUCGGAGGUCAUGCUGACGCAGGCCUGGAGCCCGACCUGGAGUGCAAACAAAUCUGGCUGGACCUAGGGAUGGAGGAGGCUCGCAUCCUGCCAGGCAGUAUGAAGGAUAACUUCUGGGAGAUGGGAGACACCGGUCCCUGCGGUCCCUGCAGUGAGAUCCACUACGACCGUAUCGGAGGGAGAGACGCCGCUCACCUGGUGAACAUGGACGACCCCAACGUCCUGGAGAUCUGGAACCUGGUGUUCAUCCAGUUCAACAGAGAGUCAGAGACGGAGCUGAAGCCGCUGCCUAAGAAGAGCAUUGACACAGGGAUGGGUCUGGAGCGCUUGGUGUCUGUACUACAGAACAAGAUGUCCAACUAUGACACCGACCUCUUCGUCCCAUACUUUGAAGCCAUUCAGAAGGGUACUGGUGCUCGGCCUUACACUGGUAAAGUAGGCGCUGAGGAUGCUGACGGUAUCGACAUGGCCUACCGUGUGCUGGCCGACCACGCCCGCACCAUCACCAUCGCUCUAUCAGACGGCGGUCGGCCCGACAACACAGGAAGAGGCUACGUGUUGAGGAGGAUCCUGCGUCGUGCUGUACGUUAUUCCCACGAGAAGCUGGGAGCUCAGAAAGGUUUCUUUGCCUCUCUGGUGGACGUGGUGGUCGAAUCCCUGGGUAAUGCAUUCCCAGAGUUGAAGAAAGACCCUGACAUGGUGAAGGACAUUAUUAACGAGGAGGAGAUGCAGUUCCUCAAAACCCUCAGCAGGGGACGCCGUAUCCUCGAUAGGAAGAUCAUGAGUCUGGGAGACUGCAAGACCAUCCCAGGUGACACAGCAUGGCUGUUAUACGACACAUACGGCUUCCCUUUGGACUUGACCUCCCUCAUCGCAGAGGAGAAAGGCAUGGGGGUGGACAUGGCCGCCUUCGAAGAGGAGAAGAAGGCAGCACAGUUAAAGUCCCAGGGUAAGGGUGCAGGAGACGAGGACCACAUCAUGUUAGACAUCUACGCCAUUGAAGAGCUGAGAAACAAGCAGAUACCCGCCACAGAUGACUCUCCCAAAUACAAAUACAGCUCAGACGACAACGGCAGCUACGAGUUUCAGCAGGCCUCAGCCACGGUGCUGGCUCUGCGCCGCGACCGCGCCUUCUGCGACGAAGUGACCACGGGUCAGGAGUGCGGCGUGCUGCUGGACCAGACGUCUUUCUACGCUGAGCAGGGAGGACAGACGUUCGACGAGGGUUACAUCCUUCGAGAGGACGACAGCGCAGAGGAUCGGAUGGAGUUCACGGUGAAGAACACUCAGGUGAGAGGAGGUUACGUCCUCCACGUGGGGACCGUCUACGGGACGCUGAAGGUCGGAGACCGUGUCACCUUGCAUGUAGAUGAGGCUCGUCGUAGGCCCAUCAUGAGCAACCACACGGCAACGCACAUCCUCAACUUCGCCCUGCGGGGGGUUCUGGGAGAGGCGGACCAGAGGGGCUCCCUGGUCGCUCCCGACCGUCUGCGCUUUGACUUCACUGCUAAAGGCGCCCUGAGCACGGGGGAGGUCCGGCGCACUGAGGAGAUCGCUUGUGCCAUGAUAAGAGACGCCAAGCCAGUGUACGCUAUGGAAGCCCCCCUCGCAGAAGCCAAGGCCAUUCAGGGUCUGCGCGCCGUGUUCGACGAGACCUACCCCGACCCUGUCCGAGUGGUGUCUAUCGGUAUCCCUGUUCAGGACCUGCUGGACGACCCCAACAGUGCCGCCGGUUCUCUCACCUCCAUCGAGUUUUGCGGUGGAACCCAUCUGCGGAACUCCGGUCACGCCGCUCCGUUUGUCAUCGUCUCAGAGGAGGCCAUCGCUAAGGGCAUCCGCCGCAUUGUUGCUGUGACAGGAACAGAGGCCCAGAAGGCCCAGAGGAAAGCCGACGCACUGCACCAGUCUCUGUCCUCCCUGGGAGACAAGGUGAAGCAGCAGACGGCCCCGAACAAGGACGUACAGAAAGAGAUCGCUGACAUGACGGAGUCGAUAGGCACAGCAGUGAUCUCCCAGUGGCAGAAGGAUGAGAUGAGGGAAACCCUGAAGGGUCUGAAGAAGACCAUGGACGACCUGGACCGCAACUACAAAGCUGACAUCCAAAAGAGAGUCCUGGAGAAGACCAAGGAGGUGAUUGAAAGCAACCGGAACCAACCGCUGCUAGUAAUGGAGAUGGAGACGGGAGCUUCAGCAAAGGCUCUGAACGAGUCACUGAAGCUGCUGAAGUCCAACUCUCCUCAGACCGCUGCGAUGCUCUUCACCGUAGACCCCGACGCCGGAAAGAUCACCUGCCUGUGUCAAGUCCCACAGGAUGUGGCCAAACGCGGACUGAAGGCCAGCGAGUGGGUUCAGAAGCUGUGCCCCCUGCUGGACGGAAAAGGAGGCGGCAAGGACAUGUCAGCCCAGGCCACGGGCAGGAACACUCAGUGCCUGCAGGAUGCGCUACAGAUGGCUAACGAGUUCGCACGACUCAAACUGGGAGAGAAUUGAGAGAAGAAAAAAGUAGUCAGUGUGGGAGGUGGAAAGAGGAGGUGGCGAUGAGGUUGGAAACGUGAAAGAGGGAUUAAAGUAGAUAUGACAGGGAUGAAAGAUGGAGAGCAGGAGACGGUUGAGGAGUCCUGAGCUUUAACUCGGGUGCCUAAAAUUUCAGGAGAGUUUGAAAUCAUCCUCUUUUAUCCCCCCUCAUUUCAUCUCCUCUUUUCUUCUCCCUUUGGGUCAGAAAAGAUUAGAAAUCAAACAAAACUCCUGAGUUUCUCACUCCCGCCAUGUUGACAGACGACCACUGACAGUCAGCCAGCAGUAAAUGAGCCACUCAUUUUUAUUGCAAGUAGGUUUUUUUCUGACUUACUCCAGUAAAAUGCAUCUCUGUGGAAGUUAAACCUACUUGAAUAUAAAUAUAUAUAAAUAUAUAUAUAUAUAUAUAUAUGAGAAGAUUCUCUCAUGCAGUUAACUGAAAGAGGACAUCACAGCCAGCACAGUUGAUUUGAGGAAUUCAUUCAUUAUUGCAUGCUUGUCUACAGAGGAGAGAAAAGGGAUGUACUUUUGAUAGAUUUUGCCUCGUACAAGAGCUCAGAUGAAGCAAAAAAAAAAAAAAGUGGUUUGCACUUCAAACUCUGAGUUUGUUUCAUGUCACUGUGUCCCGGCUCAUUUAGAAACAACCACUAGAUCACUCUCUCCUCUCCGCUUGUUCAGGGCUUAAUUCGGACUGAUGAGAGAUUUUAGAGGAAAAGUCAGAAAUCAUCCCAGCUCUUAAAUGAUUCAGUAUGUUCUUUAUGUUACCUGAACCUGAACCCUUUUGAUCUGAGCAGUGGCACCGUCCCAUCUGUGUGAGGAAAAAACGCCCUGAGUUUGCUCCUGUGAUUGGUUGGACUGACAUUGUAGCUGUAUCAUAGUCUUGCGUUUUCAAAUAAAAAGCCAUUAUCUGUAAUAAGUCAGCAGGUUUAAUUUUAGUAAAUAAAUAAUUAAUUGUAUAAAAUGGUCAUGCACAUGUCCAAUAAUCCGUCUGUGUAACUUAAUUUCCCUGACAUUUAAUAUCGAUUCAACACACAGAAUGUUGAAAAUGUCUUUAAUCAUGGAAGCUGCUUCCUGUCAGAGAAAUGUCACACUAUGGUUAUGGAAUAAAUACUACUGGUAAAUGC